This is a messenger RNA of Cornus florida, 1780 nucleotides long. Its product is annotated as protein TIFY 8. The coding region runs from base 229 to 1545 and encodes 438 amino acids. The transcript has 7 exons. The record is from RefSeq and is a predicted model, not a curated record. Lineage: Eukaryota; Viridiplantae; Streptophyta; Magnoliopsida; Cornales; Cornaceae. Gene Ontology annotation, biological process: regulation of defense response; response to wounding; regulation of jasmonic acid mediated signaling pathway. Gene Ontology annotation, cellular component: nucleus.
ACCCAUCUUCUCUCUCUUCCCCCUCCCUCUCUUUCUCUCUCUCUCUCUCUCACACACACACACACCCCAGUGUAAGAAGAGCAAAGAUGCCAGGGAACAGACCCAACAAACAUACCCAGAACACAACAGCAGCUACGGAACACUUUUAGAGAGAGACAUAGAGAAACCCAUUUAAUGCAAGAGAGAGAAAGGAGCUAUGCAGCAGCUUGAUGAUGAUGUGCAGAUGAGAUGGCCGUGUCGGUGCUGAUGAUGUCUCAGUCUCAGAGUAAGACCAAUGCCAACAGAAACACCGACGAAGUGAAGCCCACGGUCUUCCAUGACUUUAUGGGUCGGAACUGUGGGUCAGAUUCGUCCCCGGCGGCCAAAGCGGCCGGCGAUUUCGGCGGCGAUGCCAGGCUUUCGGAGCCGUCUCAGUCGGCCUCUGCCUCUGCCUCUGCUGGUGCUUCCUCUGGCGGUGGCGGCCGUGGACCCAUAACCAUUUCUGAUCUGGGUUCUGAACGACAGGUCGGAAAUCAUUUUGAGGGGGUGCCACUGUAUGGCCCCAGAAGUGAUCUUUUGGGCCCUGAGAUAAGUAACAGGUUAGUGGGAAGUAAGAGAAGUAAUUCAGAUUCUGCUUUCAUCGGGUCAUCCAGGGGCGGGUUUCCACAAAUGGGAGAAAGCUCGCAUUUGAUGAAGAUGCUUCGGAAUGCAGGGGGAGAGCGACCUAGACCGUCCUGUGAUGAGGAAAUGUUCUUUGGUAUGCAUCAAAGGAACCCAACUUCAGCAUCUCUUAUCUUGCAGGUGCCUGCUGGAAGUAGGAAUGAUGCCAAUGUUUCCAAAUGGGAGCGUGCUCUUCCCAUAAAUGUUGGUCCUGCAGUGCAGUAUCCUCCACGUGCAGGUCAAGUUGCAAGUUUUGGGUAUCAAAUUCCUUCGAACAGAUCCAAGGAUACAAAUGCAGGUCCAUCAGUAAUUUCUCAAGCAGCUGCUGAUGAAGGAUCGAGGACUGGAAUUAAAGGGUCUGGACUUUUGAGCUCCAUUAAUGCUAGUGGUGGAGUUUCUGAAAGACACCCAUCAGGGAUGUUGUCAAGUGAAAGCAAGCAGAAGUCUAAGACACAUGUUGCUGACCCAGAAUCUUCUAUUCCUCCAAGCCGACAUGGAUUGACAUCUGCAAGUCGCCAGAUGACUAUAUUUUAUGGCGGUCAAGCACAUGUGUUUGAUGAUGUUCACCCAAACAAGGCAGAUGUUAUAAUGGCUUUAGCUGGAUCAAAUGGAGGAUCUUGGUCCACAACUUACUUGCCAAAGUCUGCUGUGCGGCCAUCCCCUGGUGAAAGUUAUAUCCCGAGAGGAGAGAAUGAAACUGGCGUGGCCAGUAACUUUGCCUUACCGCGAGAUUUCCAUAGGAGGUUACUUGUCACAGGGAGUCCCAGUCAAGGGUUUGGCUCUGGUGAUCGAAUCUCAAUGGUGCCAGGUGGUCAUCAAGGCAUUAUUUCAGCUAAAGAUAAACGGACAUCAGGCCAAGCAACAGAACCUGGUAUUGAAGAGGAACGAGAGGUUAAAUUAAAUUAAAUGUGUUUGUAGCCUUUCAGAAGUCAAUAUUUUGUUUUCUGCUUUCCUUCUUUCACCAUUGGGGCUCUCUCUCCUCUCUCUCUCUCGGCUUUCUUCUUGUUUCAUUUAUGGGGACGGAAAUAGCUUUUUUGGAUUCACCACCAGAAUAUAAAACUAGCUGAAGUUUCCCAUCUGCUUGCAAUUUGUGUUUAUCCUCGAAUUUCCUCAUAGAAGGCCCUUUCUUUACCUGGUUUAA